Molecule: messenger RNA, 2722 nt
Organism: Salmo salar (Atlantic salmon)
Lineage: Eukaryota; Metazoa; Chordata; Actinopteri; Salmoniformes; Salmonidae
Product: complement decay-accelerating factor
Source: RefSeq, a predicted model, not a curated record
AUUUAUUUACGAUACGGUUGUGUAUUGACUUUGUGGGUGUGGUAACUACUGGAAACCCCGUUUUAGGUGAACAGGGUUUCCAUGGUUGCUGGAAAGUGAAAAUAUCUUCAAGCGACAGUUGAAGUCGUCCAUGGACUGGUUGGUACUGAUUAGACAGCCAGCUUGAUAGUGCCAACAACAUCAGAGAGAACUUGUUAGAUCGAGAGACCGACUUGUCUUCACAUAAAAUCAACUUUUAAAAGGACAGCCAGUAUAAUGUUUUAUUCAAAUUCAUGGACUAAGUGCUUGAUAUGCCUUAUCUUUAUAGCAAGUGGAAAUGCCGAGUGUCCCAAACCUCAAGUAGAGGGAAAUGUUGUUCUAACGAAUGAUGCGCUAUUAAUGAACGAUUUUCCGGAGGGGAAGGAAGCCACUUUUGAGUGUGCCAACGGCUACUUGAAAGAGCAAGGAUCUGAAAGAAUCACCUGCACGAGUGGAAAGUGGAGCACGCUCGAAUUAACCUGCAAAAAGAAGGACUGUGGUGCCCCCAGGGAGAAACCACAUUUGAAAUAUGAGUUUGGUGAGGAAGGCACGCUUUUUGGUGCAUCAGCAAGAGCAAUCUGUGAUAAAGGUUAUCAGCUUACGGGCCCAAGUUACAGGCAGUGUUAUGCCACAGGUUGGAGUGGAAGACCAAGAUGUGAUGUGGUAACUUGUAAUAAACCUCCUGAGAUAAUGAAUGGCACGAUCACAGAGAAGCCUGGCGAAGAGUUCCCAGAGUAUGGUGGUGUCAUACACUACUCCUGUAAUGAAGGUUACACCCUCAUUGGAAACAAAUCAAUCGAGUGCAAUGAAGAUGGUGAAUACAACUCAUUACCUCCUGAAUGUAAAGAUGUCAAUGACAUUCCUUUGAAACCAACAGCAACUAUUUCAAUAACAACAACAACAUCAUCGACUGUUCAACCCACAAUACGAGAUGUCAAUGACAUUCCUUUGAAACCAACAGCAAUUAUUUCAAUAACAACAACAACAUCAUCGACUGUUCCACCCACAAUACGAGAUGUCAAUGACAUUCCUUUGAAACCAACAGCAAUUAUUUCAACAACAACAUCAUCGACUGUUCCACCCACAAUACGAGAUGUCAAUGACAUUCCUUUGAAACCAACAGCAAUUAUUUCAACAACAACAUCAUCGACUGUUCCACCCACAAUACGAGUUUCAGGGAGGAAUUAUGGCAUUGGGGAACAUGACACCAAUGCAGCUACUGAGAAUGCAGCAGUUGUGGGAAUUGUGAUCAGCACUGUCAUAGUUGCACUUAUUGUGCUGUUCAUACUGUAUCGUUCUUAUAAGAGGAAAGGCUCGUACCAGAUGGGAGAAGACCCAAGUCGAACAAAGGAAUUAUUACAAUUUCUAAAUAACUAAAGUUGAAUGCCUACCCAAGGGCUCGGACUGCACCUAUCUGCUAGUCUGCAUCUGUAGCCUUGAAAAGAAGUGCCAGCAGGUUGUUCCUCUGAUCAUUCCCUGGUUGGACAAAGCCAUUUCAUUUACAGUGCCCUUAUGAAUGUGGCAUUACUGAAUGGAAGUUAUAAUUGCACUUUUUAUUAAGUUUUAUUUGAAAGUCAGUUCAGCAGAAAUGUUUUAACCCAAUGUUCGAAAACCAGUAUUUAAAUCUUGCUCUUGUUGUGUGGGCAGAAGCCCCUGUAAUAAGAUUAGUGCACUAAACAAAAUGUAUGAUUGAGGAAAUCCCCAGGCUGAUAGUUACUGACAAUUUCUAAAUGUGUGCUUACUGAUCGUGGCUCACAGGAAAAUAACAGUAAGGGACAGUUUCCUGGACCCAGGUUAAGCCUACAGCGCUGUAUUCCUUUUCAAGUAGGCUUAAUCUGGGUCCAGGAAACCAGCUCUUCAUGUUCAUUUCCUGCAGCCCCAAAUGUCACAAAAUAAUGUCAAUCUUAUUUACUUAGAGGUUUUGUACUUUGAUUUUAUAGUGUGUAUUGUGUGAUUUAAGAGAUCAAAUAAUUUUUUAUGAUAACUGCCUUUUCUCCUUCUUUGAGACACAUUUGUGUAAAUAUGAAAGUAUGUACAUUGUCUAAUAAUCAUGGUUGGGUAGGUUAAUUUGUAAAUGUAAUCUUCUACAGUUACUAUACUAUAUCCCAGAAAUGUUCCUUAUGCACAAAAAAGCUUAUUUCUCUCAAAUGCUGUGCAUAAAUUAGUUUACAUCUAGGGUUGCCAACUUUUUCACUACCAAAUAAGGGACAAAAGGUCGCGUGCCAGUGCACGAUGCCAUGGCGGUAUGGGUAUACGGUGUAUAUUCAUAUUCAAUUUGUCACGUCCUGACCAGUUAAGGGUUAUGUGUUGUUGUAGUUUGGUCAGGAUGUGGCAGAGGGUAUUUGGUUUAUAUGGUUCGGGGUGGUGGUGUAGGUAGUAGGUUGUUUUAUUUAUGUAUUCCGGGGGUUUUGGGCACUGCUCUGUGUUUAUGUAUUUCUAGGUUUAGUUAGUUAGUUGUGGGUAUAGGUUCUAGGUUUGUUUUCUAUGUAGAGUUAAUUGGGAUUGGACUCCCAAUUGAAGGCAGGUGUGUUGCGUUGCCUUUGAUUGGGAGUCCUAUAUUAGUAGGGUGUGUUUGUGGGUAAUUGUUUGUGAGCACUGCGUUUAUUGAGCCUGCUACACUGUCUAGUCAUGAGUACUGUUUAUGGUUUUGUUUUUCCUGUGGAUGCUUUUGAGUUUUUUCAUUAAAAGAAUGAGUAUCCACAUA